Messenger RNA from Procambarus clarkii (red swamp crayfish), 2788 nucleotides. NCBI's taxonomy places the organism in Eukaryota, Metazoa, Arthropoda, Malacostraca, Decapoda, Cambaridae. The record is from RefSeq and is a predicted model, not a curated record.
UGGUGCAGUGAGAGAGACACGGAGACUAGUGCCCGAGGCAGUAGACCUUCAACCUCCGCAAGAUGAGUGAGUACACCACGUGCUACAGGGCGCGAAGCCUUUUGGGCACGAAGACGAAGCCGAAGGCGUUGAAGAAGGGCGACGUGGUUCUGGAGUCGGAGCCCUUUGCUCACGUUAUCAACUCUGAGUACCUCUCCAUGUACUGCUACCACUGCCUCAGAUGCUUCAAGGACAACAGGAUCCCCAGAAUGUGCACAGAGUGCCGCACCUUGUGGUACUGCACUCCUGAGUGCAAGCAGGCUGAUUGGCACCACCACCGCUUCGAGUGUCCCAAUCUUAGCAGACUUCAACCCAAUCUUCCCUCUGAUUUUGUUCGACUAAUGGCCAGAGUCAUCAUGUGGCUUAGGGACGGAGGCGACAAGGUAGUGGAAAAGUAUUCAGAAAGACAAGGGAGGAGAUUCAGAGACCUUAUGAACCAUUACGCUGACAUCAAGAAGAGUGAGGAGAGGAAGGCUGAUGCUGAUGCCCUCAUUGAGGAGCUUAAGAUGUAUAUUGGUGAGGAGUAUAUUCCUAACUACUCGGACUUCUUGGGGAUAUAUGGCCGGAUGCUGGUGAACAGAUUCAGUCUGAUGGAGAAAACGCUCUUGACUAUUGGCUCGGCUAUGUAUCUCUCAGCCUCCAUCUUUGAUCAUGCCUGCAAGCCCAACUGUUUCAUCUCCUUCACCGGCAAGAAGGUUCAGAUUAGAACCCUCGUUGACAUGCCCGUCCUCGACUACAGUAAGUGUCGCAUUGGCUACGUGGAUCCGGUAAACAGCGUGACCAGUCGACGGGAGAAUCUGUACAAGAAGUGGUUCUUUUGGUGUGACUGCAGCCUCUGCCAGGACGAGGAGAGGGCCCGGAUUGAGAACUCCAUCGUCUGUGAGAACGUCGAGUGUAAGGCGCCCGUGUUCAUCCCCGAGACGAGGACAGGCCAGCCGGGCGCUGGGCAGCAGGGCGCUGGGCAGCCGGGCGCUGGGCAGCCGGCUACAGGGCAGCCGGGCGCAGGGCAGCCGGGCGCAGGGCAGCCGGGCGCAGGCCAGCCGGGAAGAUGCAGGGAGUGUGGACAGGAGGUGCCGGCCGCCAUCGUCAAGAGAUACCAAGACGCCGUCGCCUUUACCAAAAACGCCCUCAAGACCAUGACCGAGGAGAAUCCCAAUGUGGAGCAGCUGCUGGAGGUGAUAGCGAUGCAGGGUAACCUCUUCCACCACAAGAACGUCUGGAGAGUUCGUACUCUCGACUUCGCCUUCAACGCCGCCAUGUUCAAGGGCUUCUGGAGUCGAGCUCUUGAUUACGGCGAAGAGAACCUCGCAGGAAUGAGGUACUGCUACGGAGCAGAUCAUCCUACCUACUCCAUAUUCCUUUUCAAACUGGGUAAAGCCAGGAUCUACUUCAAGGAAUUCCGUGAGGGCCUUCGACUACUGGAGGAGGCCGAGCCCCAGAUAAUAUUUGCUCUGGGUCCUGACCACUUCGUUGUCAAAGAACUGAACCUCGCGAGUCUAAUGGCCAAUGAAGACAUCGAAAUCUGCUUGGAGCGUCGCCUUGCCGCCAACGAGAAGAAGAUGCUGGAGGCGCAGAUGAAGGGCAACUGUAGGCAGACGAUGCAGAAGAAGCUCUUCCAAUAUCUGAACCCUGUUGCCUAGCACAUCAUAAUCUACCAAAUGCAGGUGAUGAGUCACAAUAACGUGGCUGAAGUAUGUUGACCAGACCACACACUAAAAGUUGAAGGGACUACGACGUUUCGGUCUGUCCUGGACCAUUCUCAAGUCGAUUGAGAAUGGUCCAGGACGGACCGAAACGUCGUCGUUCCUUCACCUUCUAGUGUGUGGUCUGGUCAACAUAAUCUACCAACGUGUGAAACCUCAGUUCCAUAGCAGCUCAAAUUCAGUGUAUUUUGAUGAAUUUCCAUUUGAAAAGUUCCUUUCAAAGUGUCGUUGGGUUCAACACUUCAGACUCCACAUCAACGCGGAGAUGUCAUCGCUAAAUAUUAAUUUAUGGUUGUAUAGAAGCACUUUUUGGUUGUUAUAAUGUUAAGCAAAAGUGCCGCACACUGAAAAUCACAUUAAUUUUGUAACACAUGAUGAACAAAUGAAAGACCCAGGUACUGAAUGUCUGAACCAGUUUAGCAGUACCCGGCCCCAGCCAGGUUCCUGGUACUUGCGAUACAAGUUGGAAAGUUACUUGCUGUUUUCGGCAAGUGCUUUCGUUUAACUCUUUGGCAGUUCUCAUUAUUCUGGAGUUGACUUUGCCGUUCUGGCAUGUUCGGCCGCUGCAUAUUUUGGCCUAAGAUAAGGGAACAAUCUUCUGUUGUUAGUGCUGCUGCUGCUGCUGCUACUGCUGCUGCUGCUGCUGCUGCUGCUGCUGCUGCUGCUGCUGCUGCUGCUGCUGCUGCUGCUGCUGCUGCUGCUGCUGCUGCUGCUGCUGCUGCUACUGCUGCUACUACUAAGUCAACUACUACCACACAACAGUGUAUAAUACUGACAAGCUAAUAUCACCGUCUGUUAAGAUGAGAAAAUAUUCACGCCAUACAGCAGAUGAUACAUAUAUAUAUAUACUGUAUAUAUAUAUAUAUAUAUAUAUAUAUAUAUAUAUAUAUAUAUAUAUAUAUAUAUAUAUAUAUAUACAUAUAUAUACUGUAAAAGCAAACUAUGGUUUACCAUUCAAACGGUAAAGCAAAUAUUGGUAUAAUUAAUAUCACAAAAUUAGGAGAUGAAAAAACUGUUAAAAAUUAAAAUAAUAUAAACUAAUCAAA